UAAUAAAAGUGGAGUAGAGUCGUAAAAAAUUCUGUUAUUAAAUUUUUAAAUAAGAUAAAUCUUUCGUAUUAAAUCGAAUAUAAAUCAUUUAUGUAAAUAAAAUGGGUUUUCCAAGAAUCAUAAGCAAAAAUAAUAAAAUCUAUACGAAGUUAGGAGAAUUUUGUUUAUCUUGUGAUGGUACAAAUUUUUUUAUUGUUUGCCAUAUAUGCCAAAUGGAAAUUCAGUUGCAGGAUCACUUUUGGAAACAUAUACAAGAUGAACACAAUUUUUUACAUGGAAGCCUUAAAGAAGAAUGCCAAACUACCAAUUACAUUGAGCCAGAAACAUUAAUGCCAUUGCCACUUUAUCGUAAAGUGAACGAUGGUGAACAGCAAGAUGGUGACCAAACCGACGAUUCACAGGAUCAAAGUGAGCCAAAAGAUUAUACCGAAAUGCGAUCUAUCGAACCCAAUGCAGUGCAAGUUGAUAUUAAAGUGGAACCAACUAAUUUGAAUAAGACAAUUAAAUUACAAACAGCGACACAAACACACAAUGCAAAUACAGGCACAACCCAAACAAUAUAUCAAUUACCACAAGCACCGACAACCUAUGCAACAAUCGUACACACACCGCUAUUACCAACGUUAACAGCAGCACCGCCACAAACAGCCGUGGCAACCACUCUAAUGCCACCAGAAAUGCCAAAAGAUUCAAGCACAACUGCUAGUGCUAGUAGUGCUAUAUCGUCUGAGGACGGAGAGCGAUGGUAUAUAUGUGAUCAUGAAACCUGCGGCCUUAAAUUCAAAUAUCAAAGUAGAUUAGAACUACAUCGUUCGGUGCAUAGUAAAAUAAGACGCUUUGCAUGUGAAUUGUGUGGCGCUUCGUUUAAACAAUCUUGCAAUCUGUCAACGCAUCGCAAAAAGAAACAUUUUCUAAAGGGCUCGAAAAGUUUAGUCUCGCAAUCAUUUUAAUUUUUGCUAACAGCAAUUUUAACACUCUUUCAAAUAU
Molecule: messenger RNA, 987 nt
Organism: Teleopsis dalmanni
Lineage: Eukaryota; Metazoa; Arthropoda; Insecta; Diptera; Diopsidae
Product: AT-rich binding protein
Exons: 2
Coding region: 102-950 (282 amino acids)
Source: RefSeq, a predicted model, not a curated record